CAGCGACUGAGGGACGAUUCCUGUCAAAUCCGGACACCGUGACCCGCAAUCCCGGGACUGUCCUGCUCAAUCUCCUCUCUCUCAGCCCCACGAUCCGUACACGGGCCCCGGGGAGCUUCCGGCUGAUGAGGGAAUGGGAACCGAUGGAUCUCUCAGACAGAGCUGAGCUCCAGCUAUCUAAAUGCAAGGAUUAGGAACCCGGAGAAAGGGAACAAAAUCUUUUACAUCACCAGUUGAGAAAAUCACCUUUGUUCUAUCUCCGAUUACAAACAAGAGAACAUCUGCAGAUGCUGGAAUUCCAAGCAACACAAAUUGCUGGAUGAACUCAGCUUUAGUACACUUUUCCAUAGAUGCUGCCUGGCCUGCCGAGUUCCUCCAGCUUUUUGUGUGUGUUCUUGUUCUGGACUUUUCUACCGGUUGAAAACGACAAGGAAUUUGUCUAUGGGAAUUCAAACACAACACACCAGUUGUGCUGUCUCUGUCUAAAUAUUUAAGGAACAAGGAAUUCAAUCAACCAUUUUUCCUGUUCAGACUGUGGGGAGGGAUUCACUUGGUCAUCUGACCAACUAGCCAACCCGUCAUUUUAAAAAAGGGGAAAGGCUGUUCACCUGCUCAGACAGUGGGAAUGGAUUGACUCAGUCAUCUCAACUGAAGGUACUUCAGAAGGUUCACAUUGGGCAGAGGCUGGUCAUCUGCUGACGUUGUGGGGAAGGAUUCACUCGGUCAUCUGGUCUAAUGGCUCACCAGCGAGUUCACACCAGGGAGCGGCCGUUCAUGUGCUCAGACUGUGGGAAGGGAUUCACAUUGUCAUCUCACCUAAUGAGACACCAGACAGUUCAUACUGGGGAGCGACCGUUCACCUGCCCAGAAUGUGGGAAAGGAUUCACACAGUCAUCUGAACUACUGGCACACCAGUCAGUUCACACUGGGGAGAGGCCGUUUAACUGCUCCGAAUGUGGGAAGGGAUUCACUCGGUCAUCUCACCUACUGGCACACCAGCGAGUUCACACUGGAGAGAAGCCAUUCACCUGCGCAGACUGUGGGAAGGGAUUCUCUUGGUCAUCUGAUCUCCAAAAACACCAGCGAGUUCACAGUGGGGAGAGGCUGUUCACCUGCUCAGACUGUGGGAAGGGAUUCACUCAGUUAUCCAACCUACAGAGUCACCAACGAGUUCACACUGGGGAGAGGCCAUUCAUCUGCUCAGACUGUGGGAAGGGAUUCAGUCAGUCAGCCACCCUACAGAGACACCAGCGAGUUCACAAUGGGGAGAGGCCAUUCACAUGCUCAGUCUGUGGGAAGGGAUUCACUCAGUCAUCUGAUAUGUUGGCACACCAGCGAUUUCACACUGGGGAGAGGCCAUUCAUUUGCUCAAACUGUGGGAAGGGAUUCGCUCAGUUAUCCACCCUACAGAGACACCAGUCAGUUCACACUGGGGAGAGGCCGUUCACCUGCGCAUACUGUGGAAAGGGAUUCACACGGUCAUCCACCCUAUUGGCACACCGGUCAGUACACACUGGGGAGUGGCCAUUCAUCUGCUCAGAAUGUGGGAAAGGAUUCACUCAGUCAUCCAAACUACUGGCACAUCGGUCAGUUCACACAGGGGAGAGGCCGUUCACCUGUGGUGAAUGUGGGAAGGGAUUCACUCAGUUAUCUCAUCUACAGAGACACCAGCGAGUUCACACUGGGUAGAGGCCAUUCACCUGCUCAGACUUUGGGAAGAGAUUCUCUCAGUUAUCUCCACCAAAUGUGCGUCAUUGACUUCACACUGGGGAGUGGUCAUUCACCUGCUGUGAAUGUGGGGAAGGAUUCACUCAGUAAUCAAACCUUUUGACACACUACUGGGUUCACACUGGGGAGAAAGUUUCAAUAAGCUGAAUGCUGGAUAUUUGUCCAUCACCGUUGCUGAAUGCAAUGUCAAGAGUGACUGUACGGGCUGAACUCUGCAAUUAUUGCUGCUGCUCACCACACCCAGUUCUGCACCCUGGUCACUGGGCAUGGGAGGAGUUCCUCCUGCUGCAUAUUCACCUUUAAUGGGACUGGAGUUUAAUUCUCUGAAUCUGUGACAAAUAAAUCAGUUCUAUUUUAAA
Messenger RNA from Hypanus sabinus (Atlantic stingray), 2087 nucleotides. Its product is annotated as zinc finger protein 239-like. Gene Ontology annotation, molecular function: RNA polymerase II cis-regulatory region sequence-specific DNA binding; DNA-binding transcription factor activity, RNA polymerase II-specific. The record is from RefSeq and is a predicted model, not a curated record. Lineage: Eukaryota; Metazoa; Chordata; Chondrichthyes; Myliobatiformes; Dasyatidae. The coding region runs from base 736 to 1689 and encodes 317 amino acids. The transcript has 2 exons. Gene Ontology annotation, biological process: regulation of transcription by RNA polymerase II.